This is a messenger RNA of Cylindrotheca closterium, 1179 nucleotides long. NCBI's taxonomy places the organism in Eukaryota, Bacillariophyta, Bacillariophyceae, Bacillariales, Bacillariaceae. The record is from the annotation of a GenBank genome assembly.
AUGGAUGUUCAGAACUCUUCCCAAAUUGAUGCAGCAACUAAUGCAGGCAAUGGCUUUACCAUGAACCAACAACAACAGCGACAACACAAGAGCAUCGCUUGGUCAAACUGUGACGCUGCAGCUGCGGCUACAGCUUCAUCCAGUGAAACUUUGUUGAACCAUAUGAGAAACACACUUCUCAACUCCCAAGUGAAUGCAGCGCCAUCUGCUCGCCAGGUUGCCAAUGCCUUUUCCAAUACCCACCAGCGUUCAUCCGGAUUUCCAAGUCUUACAAACAAUCCAUUUACCCAAUCCAACCCUCAGCAACUAAUGAUUGGAUCGAUUGGAAGUGGUCUACCUUCUGGCAUGAACUUUAAUGGAAACAUUUUUGAUCACCCAUUGAUUAAGAACCCUGCUCUUCAGCCAACUCCUAUUCAGGAGCUCAAGUCCAAUGCCAACGUCCAAGGUAGCGGCGGUCGAGUCCAGCCCCAAGGCACCUUGUCCUUGUUGGAUGAAUCUUUGGAAGCCCUCUUGAAGGAUGAGUCUUUUGGGCUUGGUACCGAUGACCCAAGCCCACUCUUUCGUCAAGAUCCUGCAGCAUUUGUCUUCCCCAAAGACUCUCUUGAUUCGAUGCAAAAGAGAUUGGUCCCCACUGGCGGACACAUGAUGAUGAUGCCAGAUAAUAGUGCCAAGAGGCAGAGAACUGGCUACGAGCAAAAUUCUCGAGCUCCCCGCUUUAGACCCUACCAAGAGAAGCAAUGGCAGGAGCAAUUUGAGGAACUGCUGAGCUUCAAAGAAAAGCAUGGCCAUUGUCUUGUCCCACACAGCUUUGAAGAGAACCAAACCCUCUCUCGCUGGGUCAAGCGCCAGCGCUAUCAAUACAAGCUCAUGAAAGAGAACAAGGUCACAACUAUGACUGCCAGCCGUGUCGUUCAGUUGGAAGAGAUUGGAUUCAUCUGGGACUCCCACGCCGCAGCCUGGCAAGAGCGCCUCGGAGAACUUGAAGCCUACCUCAAGAAACAUGGGGACAGCCAUGUCCCAUCCAACUAUCCAGAUAACCCACAAUUGGCCACUUGGGUCAAAUGCCAGAGAAGACAAGGUAAAUUGUACUUCAAUGGUAGACCAAGCAACAUGACCAACGAGCGCGUAGCCGCUUUGAAUCGAUUGGGGUUCUCUUGGGGAAUGCGCCAUGGACUUUGA